AUGAGAGAGCUGGGAAAUGUCAAGAAAAAAAGAGCUGUUGGUACUAGAAAGAGAAAGACACUCAAAGAUUAUGCUGCUGCUAUACCAAAAAGAACUACAGCUGACAAUUUUGUGCAACUCAUCAAGGAUAGUUUAGACAUUAUGGAUGAAUUUCCCAACAUGAAAGGAUUGCAUAUGGCUAUGUAUAACGCUCUGGUCCAUUCCCAUGAUGUCGUUGACCCUUUCAUUUUAGAAAGGGGUUAUAUACCAGUACACCUCCCUCCAUAUUCGCCUGAACUCAAUCCUAUUAAUUUUUUUUGGAAAGACCUGAAUGAUCGAAUUAGAAGAGAGAAAUUGAAAGAUACAGGAACACUUUCAAGGAUAAUUGGAGGCAAUGAAGAUUUUCCUGUUGAGCAUAUACAUACCUUCAUCUAG
Molecule: messenger RNA, 414 nt
Organism: Phycomyces blakesleeanus NRRL 1555(-)
Lineage: Eukaryota; Fungi; Mucoromycota; Mucoromycetes; Mucorales; Phycomycetaceae
Exons: 1
Coding region: 1-414 (137 amino acids)
Molecular function (GO): nucleic acid binding
Source: RefSeq, a predicted model, not a curated record